Messenger RNA from Lobosporangium transversale, 2321 nucleotides. RefSeq lists its product as hypothetical. Gene Ontology annotation, cellular component: nucleus; perinuclear region of cytoplasm; cytosol. The record is from RefSeq and is a predicted model, not a curated record. Gene Ontology annotation, molecular function: small GTPase binding; GTPase activator activity. Bases 144 to 2177 code for a protein of 677 amino acids. Lineage: Eukaryota; Fungi; Mortierellomycota; Mortierellomycetes; Mortierellales; Mortierellaceae. The transcript is spliced from 2 exons. Gene Ontology annotation, biological process: nucleocytoplasmic transport; activation of GTPase activity.
CGGGUGAAUGUACUCAAUACAUCGUUCGAGUGCAUAUUUUAUUCUCAAAAAAUAUGGCCGAGUAUGUACCCCUGGUUUAAAUUCUUCUUUUCAUCAUCGAUUGAAUCCACUGCAUCUAUUGAAUUCAUUGAAUUACCACUGAAAUGAGCAAGCAUCAAUACCAACAAUUCCGAAAGGCCGGCAUCAUUGAAAAAGUCUGUGUCAGAGCUACUUCCACCUCUGCCGGUAAUGCCAGCAGUUCGUCAUAUUAUGUGGAUCUACUAGACGUUCAAGACUGGUUUCCGGAUGCAUUGUGGUUUAAGUUGGAUGGGUUUCCCAUCCCAUUCCUUUUUGAUUCUGAUGGCAUGAGAUUCGAACCUCCACGCGGUGCUUUCUAUCCUGACAAGGUUCUGGACAUCAUUACAAAUGUAGAGAUUAAAGACCUAUUAUUGGAAGCCAAAGAGAAGGACAACGAAAUACUUAAACUGGAAUGGGAGUUGUAUUCACUGCAGGUGAAGGACAAAGAGAAAGACGACGAGAUAUAUAAACUGCAAUUGGAGACAAUUAUUUUGCAGCAUCAAGCCCGCGACAGACUUGCUAUCCUUCAAGAGCACGCCAAUGCUAUUCUUGCCCAGAACUUUGAGCUACAUGAGUAUUCAAUCCCUCGGUUAUUUAUAGUUUUGCCUGUCGAUACCACCAAGUGGGAUCCAAUGAAUAUCUUGAGGAACAAGUUCCGCCUUCAUUUCCUGUGUGAAGGUGAGAAUCACACCGUAAAGGCAGGCAAGAGCAGCCAGAGCCAAAUCCAUGUUGUCCAGCGUGACGGAUAUGAGAUCCAAAAUAGUACGGAAUUCUUCCACAAGUACGGAAAGUACAUACUCAUCCUUUUACAGUGGCUCAAGUCAGAAAAGUCCUCGACUCCUCUGGUCGAUGCUAUCAAUCAUUCAAUCGAGUAUAUGAUGGCACUGACUGUUGAAUAUCCAACCUUGAAAAAUAUCAACUCAAUCGACGACUAUGAGGGACUUGAAGUAGCAGAUCUCCGACAGCUGAACACAUUCCUUCAAAUCAAUGAUAAAGAACAGCAACAUGGCAACUUGCACAGAGUCAUGACGGAAGCAGGGCAUGUCAAAUGGGUUUGUCUCGACCACUAUCACGCCAUGUAUAAUGAAAAAGAACAGAGAGCCUUAGAAAAUACAGUGAAGAUGGAUGGCGGCAAAUGUGAUUCGUACCUUGGUAAAGUGGUUAUCACAUUGAAGUCAAGAAAUAGAGCUAAAGAAUUCUUCGCCGCUCUGGGCAAGACAAGAGGUGUUUAUGAACUGGAUAUCACAUUCAACUGGGACUGGACCAAGGCUGACCUUGAAACAUUUGAGGAUAUACUAAAGAAGUCAAGCGUAUCGAUUCUUCGACUUGAACUUGGACGGUUUCAAGAAGGCAUUAACUGGCCAUUAUCCAAAACAUCCACGCGAUAUGAAAUACUUGCUCGCAUCAUAGAACUAAGCAGUAUGAAGGCGAUCCAUCUUGUUUUAUCCCCAGAGCUCAUAAAACUUUCCAACCUACAUCCCAAAAUAUCGCCACGUCUUCAUAAGCUAACCAUUGAGAUGAAACCUCGAAAAAUUGGGCCUAAUGAUUUUAAAGAACUUGCGCAUUCACUCAAGACCAACACCGUUUUGACUAUCUUGAACCUGGAGGGCAACUCAAUUGGAAAGGAAGGGGCUCGGGUGCUGUCAGAGGCACUCAAGACCAACAGCACUUUAACCACUCUGGACUUGGAGAGUAAUUCAAUUAUGAACGAAGGAGCUUUGGUACUGGCAGAGGCGCUCAAAGUCAACACAACUUUGACCACCAUGAAAUUGACGGACAACUCGAUUGGGGAUGGAGGAGCUCUUGCGCUGUCAGAAGCACUCAAGGUUAAUGCGACUUUGACCACUAUGGGCUUGAAGAAAAACUCAAUUGGAGAUAAAGGAGCUCUUGCACUAGCAGGGGCACUCAAGACCAAUAGAACUUUGACCAUUUUAGACUUGUACAACAAUUCAAUUGAGGAUAAAGGGGCUCUUGCACUAUCACAAGCACUCAAGGCUAAUAUAAGUUUGACCACUUUGUACUUGAAGGGCAACCCGAUUGGGGAUGAAGGAGCUUUCAUGCUGCUAGAGGUACUCAAGACCAACAUCAUUUUGACCAGUUUGGACUUGUUUGAGGAAUGAAUGAGCCCUGACGCAAGACUAAUGCGGUUUAGACUUCAAUAAAUGAGAGACACUUUGAUCGAGCUUUGGCGCUCCUCAGGGAGGGGGAGAGGCGUUCAGUGUCGCCUGGCUGACUAUGAACUGUUGUUGUUAUUUAAUUAGUUU